Aspergillus saccharolyticus JOP 1030-1 is the source of this 1436-nucleotide messenger RNA. RefSeq names its product cell wall mannoprotein 1 family protein. Gene Ontology annotation, cellular component: extracellular region. The transcript has a single exon. Bases 191 to 1063 code for a protein of 290 amino acids. The record is from RefSeq and is a predicted model, not a curated record. Lineage: Eukaryota; Fungi; Ascomycota; Eurotiomycetes; Eurotiales; Aspergillaceae.
UAUUGCACAUGUGAGGAUGCCAGUGAGAUUCUCCUCUAUAUAUAGAGGUCUGCACUUGCAGCUUUCAUGACCACCAGCAUCGAUACAUUCUUUAGAUCGCCUGCCCUCACAGCAAUCGGACUCGAGCAUUCGUUUGGUCUCUGCCGCCUAUUAUCAAUCACUUUAAUCCACCGUCGUUCUCGCUUUCAAGAUGAAGUUCACCAGUGUUCUCUUCACUUUGGGCUUGGCCACCAGCGUCUGGGCCAACCCUACUAAGGUUGUUCGUGAGCCCAGUCUCGUGGAGCGCGAUGUCGCUUCUGUGACUAGCGUUCUUGCCGACAUCAGCACCAAGGUCAAGGCCCUCGACUCUUCCAUCACCAGCUACAACGGUGGCGAUCCCUCCAAGGUUGAGUCGGCCUCUAGUGACCUGGUCUCGACUAUCAACUCGGGUACCUCCACUGUCAGUGGCGGCGACGAGCUCAGCUCCACUGAUGCUCUUGAAAUUACGAGUCCUGUUCAGGACCUGACCAAGGAGGUUCAGACUGCGAUCGAUGAUCUGAACUCGAAGAAGAGCCUGUUCGUCGCGGCUGGGGCUGGUGCGACUGUCUACCAGCAGCUCCAGAAGCAGUACACUGCUGCCCAGAGCCUGGCCGACGCUCUCACCUCUAAGGUCCCCUCCUCCCUGUCUGACAUUGCCAGCUCUCUGUCUUCCGGUAUCACCGAUGCUAUUCAGAAGGGUCUCGAUGAGUACAAGGACGUUGCCACUAGCUCUGCCUCUGCCAGCGCUACUUCCGCCGCCUCUUCCGCUACCAGCAAAAGUGAGACCACUGCUGUUUCUUCCGCCACCGGGAAGAGUGAGACCACUGCCGCUGCGACUUCGGGUGUCUCCGCUACCACUGGUGCUCAAACCUCGUCUGCCGUGAUUCCCACCUCGGCCAGCGCCUCUACUACCCCCUCCAGCUCCAGCACUCCUUCCACUUCCGCUAGCUCCACCCUCUUCACUGGUGCUGCCAGCGUUGACCGCUUCAGCUACGUCUUUGGUGGCGCUGCUGCUGCUGCCGCUGCCAUUGCCGUUGCUCUGUAAGGGUGUGUAACCAGCCUAAGAUGGCCUGAGCCUGCAAUGGAUAAAAGAUUGUGAAAACCUCAAAGGGCAGCGGUUAUCGACAAGUGCGAUCAUGAAAAGAUACGGGCUGGCCAUGUAUAUCUAUUCACCGUUGAAUGUUUCUAGCCCGAAAAUGUGGCUUAAUGUCUCUGAGUUUGGUUUGGGGUUUUUUUUUUGGUUCAAUAAUUAAUCGGUUGCGACAAUGUAAUAUGCUCUGAGUAUAACGAAAAUACGAAUGAACAGCUUUGGAAGCUACCUUUGUUGUGGCCUUCCUAUCAAGCAGUACCUAGUCUUCCAUUAAUUCUAAACAAUUAUCAUAACUACUUUUUCUAGUCACAAUGAUUCCCCAAUAGUG